Molecule: messenger RNA, 765 nt
Organism: Aspergillus niger
Lineage: Eukaryota; Fungi; Ascomycota; Eurotiomycetes; Eurotiales; Aspergillaceae
Exons: 2
Coding region: 1-765 (254 amino acids)
Biological process (GO): rRNA base methylation
Cellular component (GO): small-subunit processome; nucleolus
Molecular function (GO): rRNA binding; rRNA (pseudouridine) methyltransferase activity
Source: RefSeq, a predicted model, not a curated record
AUGGUUGCUGACUCGGUUGAACCUGCAGGGACGCAAUCCUGCCCUCCCCCCGAAUUGCCCCAGCUCGUUGCGGAACAGCACACUCCCAUCCCUGCUCAUGACAAAGAGACCCAGCGUCUGAUUGUCGUUCUCUCCCAUGCCAGCUUGGAAACCUAUCGGGCUUCCAGCGGACGCAAUGGUUCCGGUCGUGAUGAGAAGUACUCCCUGCUCAACAGCGAUGAACACAUUGGUGUCAUGCGCAAGAUGAACCGGGAUAUCAGCGAGGCUCGCCCGGAUAUCACACAUCAGUGCCUGCUCACCCUGCUCGACUCCCCCGUGAACAAGGCGGGUAAGCUGCAGAUCUUCAUCCACACUGCCAAGGGUGUCUUGAUCGAGGUGAACCCUAGCGUGCGCAUUCCUCGUACCUUCAAGCGAUUCGCUGGUUUGAUGGUACAGCUGUUGCACCGCCUCUCCAUCCGUUCCACCAACUCCCAGGAGAAGCUCCUGAAGGUCAUCAAGAACCCCAUCACCGACCACCUUCCCCCCAACUGCCGCAAGGUGACCCUCAGUUUCGAAGCCCCCGUGGUGCGCACCCGCGACUACAUCGAAUCGCUAGGCCCCAAGGAGAGCGUCUGUAUCUUCGUAGGUGCCAUGGCCAAGGGACACGAUGACUUUGCCGACUCCUUCAAGGAUGACACGAUUUCCAUCAGUAACUACAGCUUGAGUGCCAGUGUCGCAUGCAGCAAGUUCUGCCAUGCCGCCGAGGAGGUGUGGGACAUUGUCUGA